AUGGCGACGUCCGACUCCAAAGCACCUCUGCGAACGGUGAAACGGGUCCAGUUUGGCAUCCUGUCGCCAGAUGAAAUACGUCGUAUGUCAGUUACUGAUGGUGGCAUACGGUUUCCUGAAACUAUGGAAGGUGGUCGCCCUAAACUGGGUGGCCUCAUGGAUCCACGGCAAGGUGUUAUUGACAGAAAUUCCAGGUGUCAGACUUGUGCCGGCAAUAUGACAGAAUGCCCUGGCCAUUUUGGUCAUAUAGAUCUAGCAAAACCAGUAUUCCAUGUAGGAUUUAUUACCAAAACUAUAAAGAUAUUGAGAUGUGUGUGCUUCUACUGCUCCAAAUUGCUUGUUAACCCUCAUAAUCCAAAGAUUAAAGAAAUUGUCAUGAAGACGAAGGGUCAGCCACGAAAACGACUUGCAUUCGUUUACGAUCUGUGUAAAAGCAAGAACAUUUGCGAAGGCGGAGAUGAGAUGGACAUUAAUAAGGAGAAUAUGGAAACUCAACCGCAAGACAGAAAACCAGGACACGGUGGAUGUGGUAGAUAUCAGCCCAAUCUCAGACGAUCCGGCUUAGAUGUAACUGCAGAGUGGAAGCAUGUAAACGAGGAUUCACAAGAAAAGAAGAUAAUUCUCUCGGCCGAGAGGGCCUGGGAAAUCUUGAAGCACAUUAAGGACGAGGAGUCCUUCAUCUUGGGCAUGGAUCCGAAAUUUGCUAGGCCGGAUUGGAUGAUAGUCACGGUGUUGCCAGUGCCACCGUUGUCUGUGAGACCUGCAGUUAUCAUGUAUGGUUCUGCUAAAAAUCAGGAUGACUUGACGCACAAACUGGCGGACAUUAUUAAGUCGAACAACGAGUUACUACGAAACGAACAAUCCGGCGCGGCAGCGCACGUGAUCUCCGAGAACAUAAAGAUGCUGCAAUUCCAUGUGGCGACGCUUGUCGACAAUGACAUGCCUGGGAUGCCCCGGGCGAUGCAAAAGUCGGGCAAACCGCUUAAAGCGUUGAAAGCCCGACUGAAAGGAAAGGAAGGCAGGAUUCGUGGAAAUUUGAUGGGUAAACGCGUGGACUUCUCCGCGCGUACCGUUAUCACGCCGGAUCCUAAUCUGCGCAUCGAUCAGGUGGGUGUCCCGCGCAGUAUAGCGCAGAACUUGACAUUUCCAGAGAUUGUGACGCCCUUCAACAUUGACAAGAUGCAAGUACUGGUUAGGCGUGGCAAUUCACAAUAUCCCGGCGCGAAGUACAUUGUUCGCGACAACGGCGAGAGAAUCGAUUUGCGUUUCCAUCCCAAAUCCUCGGAUCUGCAUUUGCAAUGCGGCUACCGAGUAGAACGGCACAUCCGCGACGGCGAUCUCGUCAUCUUCAAUCGUCAGCCGACUCUUCACAAGAUGAGUAUGAUGGGUCAUCGUGUCAAGGUGUUGCCAUGGAGCACGUUUCGCAUGAAUUUGAGCUGCACGUCGCCAUACAACGCUGACUUUGAUGGCGACGAAAUGAAUCUGCACGUGCCACAAUCGAUGGAGACGCGCGCCGAGGUUGAGAACAUUCACGUGACGCCGCGACAGAUUAUCACCCCGCAGGCGAACAAGCCAGUCAUGGGAAUUGUACAGGAUACCUUAACAGCAGUCAGGAAGAUGACUAAGCGCGACGUAUUCAUCGAGAAGGAGCAAAUGAUGAAUCUGCUCAUGUUUUUACCGAGCUGGGACGGCAAAAUGCCGCAGCCGUGUAUUCUGAAGCCGAAGCCGCUGUGGACUGGCAAGCAGUUGUUCUCCCUUAUCAUCCCGGGUAAUGUAAACAUGAUACGAACGCACAGCACACAUCCAGACGAAGAGGACGACGGUCCGUACAAAUGGAUCUCGCCAGGCGACACCAAAGUAAUGGUGGAACAUGGCGAACUUGUGAUGGGUAUUCUCUGCAAAAAGACUCUGGGUACCUCCGCCGGAUCUUUACUUCACAUCUGUAUGCUCGAACUGGGCCACGAAGUGUGCGGACGUUUCUACGGUAACAUUCAAACUGUUAUCAACAAUUGGCUGUUAUUGGAGGGUCAUUCAAUCGGUAUUGGCGACACUAUUGCCGAUCCGCAGACAUACUUGGAGAUCCAGAAGGCGAUCAAGAAGGCUAAAGAGGACGUGAUAGAGGUGAUUCAGAAGGCGCACAACAUGGAACUCGAGCCCACGCCUGGCAACACACUUCGCCAGACCUUUGAAAAUCAGGUGAACAGGAUACUGAACGACGCUCGAGACAAGACCGGUGGCUCUGCAAAGAAGUCCUUGACAGAAUACAAUAAUUUGAAGGCCAUGGUGGUGUCGGGUUCGAAAGGCUCCAACAUCAAUAUCUCUCAAGUCAUCGCUUGCGUCGGUCAACAGAAUGUCGAGGGUAAACGUAUACCCUUUGGCUUCCGUAAAAGAACGCUGCCACAUUUCAUCAAAGACGAUUACGGACCAGAGUCCCGUGGUUUUGUUGAGAAUUCAUAUCUCGCUGGUCUCACGCCGUCUGAGUUCUACUUCCACGCGAUGGGAGGUCGUGAAGGUCUCAUCGAUACCGCCGUGAAAACGGCCGAGACUGGUUACAUUCAGCGUCGUUUGAUAAAGGCUAUGGAGUCUGUGAUGGUGCACUACGACGGCACCGUACGCAACUCCGUCGGUCAGUUGAUUCAGCUGCGUUACGGAGAGGACGGUCUCUGCGGCGAGACUGUCGAGUUUCAGAAUUUGCCAACGAUUAAGGUGAGCAACAAAGCCUUCGAGAAAAAGUUUAAGUUUGAUCCGACCAACGAGCGAUACUUGCGCCGUAUAUUCAACGAGGACAUUGUCCGAGAGAUGAUGGGCUCCGGAGAGGUGAUAUCCGAAUUAGAGAGAGAAUGGGAACAGUUGAAUAGAGACCGCACCGUGCUUCGGGAGAUCUUCCCGAGCGGCGAGUCCAAGGUUGUGUUGCCCUGCAAUCUGCAACGGAUGAUUUGGAACGUGCAGAAGAUAUUCCACAUCAAUAAGCGAGCACCGACCGAUCUCAGUCCUAUGAGAGUGAUUCAAGGAGUGAAGAAUCUUUUGGAGAAAUGUAUCAUUGUCGCUGGAGACGAUAGACUGAGCAAACAGGCGAACGAGAAUGCGACAUUACUGUUCCAGUGUUUAGUCAGAUCAACUUUGUGCACCAAGUGUGUUUCCGAAGAGUUCAGGCUGUCCAGUGAGGCUUUUGAGUGGUUGAUCGGAGAAAUUGAGACGAGAUUCCAGCAAGCUCAGGUAUCCCCUGGUGAGAUGGUCGGCGCAUUGGCCGCACAGUCUCUCGGCGAGCCUGCCACUCAGAUGACCCUGAAUACUUUCCACUUUGCUGGUGUAUCGUCAAAGAACGUAACUCUCGGUGUGCCCAGAUUGAAGGAGAUCAUCAACAUUAGUAAGAAACCAAAAGCGCCAUCGCUUACAGUAUUUUUAACGGGCGCGGCCGCGCGUGACGCUGAAAAGGCGAAGAACGUGCUCUGCCGACUGGAGCACACGACAUUGAAAAAGGUGACCGCGAAUACGGCGAUAUACUACGAUCCGGAUCCGCAAAACACUGUGAUCGCGGAGGAUCAGGAAUUUGUCAACGUUUACUACGAGAUGCCUGACUUUGACCCCACGAAAAUAUCACCGUGGUUAUUGCGAAUUGAACUGGACAGGAAACGGAUGACCGACAAGAAGCUGACGAUGGAACAGAUCGCGGAGAAGAUCAAUGCUGGUUUCGGCGACGAUCUCAAUUGCAUCUUCAACGAUGACAAUGCCGAGAAGCUGGUGUUGCGUAUUAGAAUAAUGAAUAGCGAUGAUAACAAGUUCCAAGACACUGACGAGGAGACUGUGGACAAGAUGGAGGAUGACAUGUUCCUUCGGUGUAUCGAAGCUAACAUGCUUAGUGAUAUGACUCUGCAGGGUAUCGAAGCUAUCGGAAAGGUUUACAUGCAUCUGCCACAAACCGAUUCCAAAAAACGCAUUGUCAUUACGGAGACUGGUGAAUUCAAGGCUAUUGCAGAAUGGCUUUUGGAAACCGAUGGUACGAGCUUGAUGAAGGUAUUAAGCGAAAGAGACGUGGAUCCCGUGCGAACGUUCAGCAACGAUAUUUGCGAGAUAUUCCAAGUGCUCGGCAUCGAAGCCGUGCGGAAAUCAGUGGAGAAAGAAAUGAACGCGGUAUUGCAGUUCUAUGGUCUUUAUGUCAACUAUCGACAUCUCGCCUUACUUUGUGACGUCAUGACGGCGAAGGGUCAUCUCAUGGCGAUAACACGUCACGGAAUCAAUAGACAAGAUACCGGUGCUUUGAUGAGAUGUUCCUUUGAAGAAACAGUUGAUGUGUUACUGGAUGCUGCAUCUCAUGCAGAGGUAGAUCCAAUGAGAGGAGUAUCCGAAAAUAUUAUAAUGGGACAACUUCCUCGAAUUGGAACAGGAUGCUUUGAUCUAUUAUUGGACGCGGAGAAGUGCAAAUCUGGAAUCGAAAUUCCUAUGGCGGUUGGCGCAGGCAUGAUGGGAACGGCGGGAAUGUUCUUUGGCAGCGUAACUGGCAUAUCUAGUAUGAGUCCUCAAAUGACUCCUUGGAUGGGAGCUACUCCUGGUUAUGGUGCGUCAAGUAUGUCGCCAGCAUUGAGCAGCGGUAUGACGCCAGGUGGUGCAUGUUUCUCACCAUCGGGCGCGUCGGAUGCAUCAGGCUUAUCGCCAGCGUACUCGGCUUAUUCACCACAACCUGGAAGUCCUGGUAGUCCAGGUCCGAGUAUGAGUCCAUUCCCAAUGUCACCAGCUGGUGCAGCAUCGCCUAGUUAUUCUCCGACGUCACCAGCAUAUCUACCUACAUCGCCCAGUAUGACGCCUUCAAGUCCAAAUUAUUCACCUACAAGUCCAACGUAUUCGCCAACCAGUCCGAAUUAUUCGCCUACUUCUCCGAGUUAUUCGCCAACGAGUCCGAGUUACUCGCCGACUUCUCCGAGUUACUCGCCCACGAGUCCGAGUUACUCGCCUACUUCUCCAAGUUAUUCGCCGACGAGUCCCAGUUAUUCGCCCACCUCGCCAAGUUAUUCGCCAACUAGUCCGAGCUAUUCGCCCACGUCGCCGAGCUAUUCACCAACCUCGCCGAGUUACUCCCCGACAAGCCCGAGUUACUCGCCAACUUCCCCAAGUUACUCCCCGACAAGUCCAAGUUAUUCACCCACGAGUCCAAGUUAUUCUCCUACGAGCCCGAGUUAUUCACCAACUUCGCCGAGCUAUUCACCAAGUUCGCCUAAUUACACACCCGCCUCGCCCUCGUAUUCGCCCACUUCACCUAGUUAUUCGCCGAGCUCGCCGCAAUACUCGCCCGCGAGUCCGAGUUAUUCUCCUAGCAGUCCCAAAUAUUCACCGACAAGUCCAAGUUAUUCUCCUACUUCUCCGUCAUUCGCCGGUACAUCACCGCAAUACACACCUGCUAGCCCUACGUACUCGCCCACCAGUCCGACGUAUUCCCCUACGAGCCCAUCGUACUCACCGAGUUCGCCGCAGCAUACCGCGUCUGGUAGCACGCGAUAUUCACCCAGUAGCCCGAAUUAUUCACCCACCAGUCCAACAUACUCUCCUACAAGUCCACAGUACUCACCGUCAAGCACCAAAUAUUCGCCCACAAGUCCUACUUACACACCUACAAGCCCGAGUUAUUCUCCAACGAGUCCGACGUACUCGCCGCCCGUACCGGGAUACUCUCCCACGAGUCCCACAUACUCGCCGGCGUCACCCGCUUACGAGACCGACGAAUAAUUUCUUUUUAAGUGGUUAAGUUAAGAAUAAAUUCUUUUUUUAAAUAAAUUAUUAUAUUAGGUACUUAUUUUAGUAAUUUAAUUGUAAACUCAAUUGAGUGUAUAAUUAUCAUCGUUGCACAUAGUUGCAAAUAAACUUAAGUUCAAGUUUGUUAAGAUGCUUUUUAUGUGACCUUUUUGGUACUUUAAUUGGUACUUUAAGUUGGACGUGAAAUGAUAAUGUUCGGUCAGAAAUUCAAGAGCGGUUAAAAAAGCGGUUGAAAGGAUCUUAGAACAAAUUAUAGACAUUAUUUUUAAAUUGACUUUAUAAAAUUCCAAAUUCUUUUACACAAUCAAAAUACGCCUAAAAAUAAAGACAGAUUUUAUAUUAAUAAAAAAAUUAACUAAAAAGUUUUUUAAAUUACAAAUUUUUUUGUUAUCAAUCUGAAAUCGCCCUUUACUCUUUUUAUUUUUAUGCAUACUUUGUGUAAAAGAAUUGUAAUUUUAUAAAGCUAAUUAAAACAUUUUUUAAUGAAAAAAUGUCAGUAAUUUGCUCAAGGAUUUCCUUUAAAAAAAAAAAAAAAAAAAGUACUAUUGACUAGAAACAUAUAACCGAUAAUUUUUCAGCUGUUUAUUACAGUCGAUAUUAGAUAAGGCGCAGAUUGCGAUGCGCUUUCGCCACUCGUACCAGAAAGGUUGUGACAAAUAUCAUCAAGUAUAUGUUGUGUGGAAAAUCUGAGUUUGCUAUAAGUAAGUGUUGGUUCGUAUAUUGUAGGCGAGUUGUGCGUGAGUAUUUUAGGGACCACGGAACUUUAUGAACUAUUAAUCGAUGAAACCAAUGAGCUACUGAACGGAGACUACAUUGAUGAAAAAUAUGUAAAAAAAAUCAGGGAGUUGAUGCAAAAAAUGUCUAAAACUGUCAGGGAAAUCAUUUAUAUACGCAUCUUUAUUACAACUUUAUUAUAAUUACGACCACAAUAGAGACACAAAUUUAUUUUACAUUUAGCAAGCUGUACGUUUAAGAUACUUUGUUGAUAUUUAGUCUACUUGAAUAGAUAUGUCGAAAUCUGUGAUUCUAUUAGAGGACUGCGAAAGCGAAACUAUAUUAAAGUGAAAUUAUUGCUAUAUUGUUUCAGUUAUAUUAAUGUAUUAUACAUUCAGUUAUAUUAAUGUAUUAUACAUUUAUUUGAUAACUUUUGUUUCACUACAAGGAUCAUUUUUUACAUUAUUGUAUAUACAACUUUAACUGUUCUUCACUAAUAAAACUAAAAAUAUAUGUAAUAUAUAUUUUUUUUACAUAAAGAAAUUAAUAAAACCGAAUAUCUUAAAAGAUACUGCAUAUAGUAAUAUAUUGCAAAAAGAAUGGUAUAUAGAAUAUAUAAUCAAAUAAAAAGGCUUUGUGUGAAUAUAAUUCAAAUGAUUUCUAUUAAAAAAAAUGAAAA
Molecule: messenger RNA, 7138 nt
Organism: Monomorium pharaonis (pharaoh ant)
Lineage: Eukaryota; Metazoa; Arthropoda; Insecta; Hymenoptera; Formicidae
Gene: RpII215
Product: DNA-directed RNA polymerase II subunit RPB1
Exons: 7
Coding region: 1-5718 (1905 amino acids)
Biological process (GO): transcription by RNA polymerase II
Cellular component (GO): RNA polymerase II, core complex
Molecular function (GO): DNA binding
Source: RefSeq, a predicted model, not a curated record